AUAAUCGCUUCUGUUACCAGCUCUACGAAACGGCACCUUUGCUUCAGUUAAAACUAUUUUUAAAACCGCCGCGACGCCAGGAAAUACACAAUAUUUUGCGCUCACCAAAGUCAACAGAAUUUAUUAAGUGCUGAAGAACCUGAAUGAAAUAAAACCGAGCGACCUUUAGCGGGCCCUGAAUCACGGAGAGAGUCGGAUCAUGAGUGAAGAUACCUACCAGAUAGAGACGCGACGGCGGUCCCGCUCCAAGACCCCCUUCCUUCGCUCCAGCUGCGACCACGAAAACUGCGAGCACGCCGGCGAGGAGGGGCAUGUGCACCACCACAAGAAGAAGUCUUCUGCGGCCCCCAAUGUACAAACGAUCGUAGAGGAGCAUGUGAUCGAGUCGAGCCUCAACCUGAAGGCCUACAACAAGGCCUUCGCUCAGCUGACCUCGGACUAUUCCAGCGACGACAUGACGCCGGGGGCAAAGCGUAAGGUGGCCACGACCAAGACCACGGUCACCACAGCCUUCACCAAGCGGUCAGGAGGCGCUACUUCUACGCCGCGGAACAGGAGUCAGCUAGAGACUACUCAAAAUACACUGAACUCCGUGCAGGAAAAGCUGAACCAGUCGAACGGCAACCUUAGCUCGAACAAUGUGAGCGACUACCUGGCCUACAUUGAGUACCGGGAUGCGGGUGAAUACUGGAACAAAACUCCCAAGACGGAUUACACCUAUUCGGAGCUAUCCCCCCACCGACGCCAACUGGCGCCAGGAAUUGUGGCAAUGCCUAACAUGUCUCGCAAGAGCCUUGGAAACCAUGACGAGCGCGUCAACUAUAUGGUCCAACAGAACCCGGAGCAGGAGGAGUUUAUUCGCCGGCGCUACCAGGCCAAGUACACCCAGCACUUAAACUACGACUCCGCCGACGAGCUGGACGCUACCCUUGGACAGAAGCAGAAGCAGAGCUGGUGGCUCGUGCGACUGAUUCAGUUGGUGGUAACCAGCAUCACCACCGUGUGGACUCGCAUUACGAACGCCUCGGCCACGGAAUCGAACGCAUAUCACACCUACUACGCUAGGCGUCAGACCAAACAGCAAGGCGGCGUUCUGGCCCGAGCGGCCCAGUUCGUUGGAGGCGGGGUGGCGAGUCUGCUUCGCUAUGUUUACAUUUUUAUUGGAUCGGUGCUGAGUCUGGACACGUGGCUGCUGCGAUCUUCGAAUGCGGAAAACAAGUCCAAAAAGCGUUUCCUCAUCUUGUUGCUGUUGCUGCUGCCCCUUCUACUGCUGACAGGCUGGUCGCUUUUGCAGGAGGACCAGCGUGUGGGCUACGUGCAGCGGGCUGAACUGUUGCUUCCUCUGCCCUUUACCCUUUUGGCUUCCCUCCAAGGACAUCUUCUGAGCGCUGGAUCCACCGUGAAGAAUUGGCUGCCCGCCGUUAAGAUUCCUCAACAAGAACCGGAAAACAUAAAGCUCAACAUAGCCGGCAUUGAGAAGAACAUACAGAAGGCCUUGACCGCGGAGGAGUACGAGAACAUCCUAAACCACGUUAACAGCUACAUGCAGCAACUGGUAGACCUCAAGCUGCAGCAGCACGCAGAGAAGCAGCAACAACUGUCCCCGCAGCAGGUGCAGAUUAUUGUCCAGCUGAUGAAGGAGAAUCUCCAACAAUUCGCCGCCACCAAAACACAGCUCAGCGAGAAGGAUCUGGCUGACUUGGCCCUUAAGGUUAAGCUUGAGUUGCAGAACUCGGGCGUGUGGCAAUCGGAAGUGAAACUCACCCCCGCCAACUUGGAAGAAAUUACCAAACUCAUUAAAACAGAAGUAAACUUACAUCAGUCCCAUUACACCAUCCAGUUGGAGCAACUGGACUUUGGGGCGCUGCUGGAGCGCAUUCUAGGGGCUCCUGAGCUGGCCGAUUUUGUGGAUGCCCGCAUCAACCUACGUGUACACCAGCUGGAGACCAAAGAGGGCUCCGGAACCAUCGCUGCCGAAGAGAAGAUAGAACAGUUGAACCGAGAGGUAGCCUUCAUUAAACUGGCCCUCUCCGACAAACAGGCCGAAAACGCCGAUCUCCAACAGUCGCUCAGCAGCCUGCGGCUCAGUCAGGAGGACCUAAUAGAACGCAUGCAACAGCACGAACUGUCCCAGGACCAGCGCUUCAGUGGUCUGCUGGCCGAAAUCGAUGCCAAGUUGGCCGCUCUCAACGAUUCACAAUUCGCGCUGCUCAACAAGCAGGUGAAACUGUCUCUGGUAGAGAUUCUGGGCUUUAAGCAAGCUACCGCCGGCGGUGCUGGGAGCCAGCUGGACGACGUAGACUUGCAGAACUGGGUCCGCAGCAUGUUCGUGGCCAAGGACUUCCUGGAGCAGCAGCUUCUGGAGCUUAACGAGCGCACCAACAACCACAUUCGGGACGAAAUAGACCGCUCCAGCAUUCUGCUGAUGAGCGAUAUUAGCGAGCGGCUCAAACGUGAAAUGCUUUUGGUGGUCGAGGCCAAAAACAACGAGAGCGCCGGGGCACUUAAGGGCCACAUCCGCGAGGAGGAAGUACGCCAGAUCGUUAAAACCGUCCUGGCUAUCUAUGAUGCUGACAAGACUGGCCUUGUAGACUUUGCCCUGGAGUCGGCGGGUGGUCAGAUUUUGUCUACGCGUUGCACCGAGAGCUACCAGACCAAGUCGGCGCAGAUAUCGGUGUUCGGCAUUCCCCUGUGGUAUCCGUCCAACACGCCUCGGGUCGCCAUAUCCCCAAAUGUGCAGCCGGGCGAGUGCUGGGCCUUCCAGGGCUUCCCCGGAUUCCUAGUGCUUAAGCUGAACUCGCUGGUGUAUGUGACAGGAUUUACCUUGGAGCACAUACCCAAGAGCCUUUCGCCGACUGGGCGGAUAGACUCCGCUCCCCGCAACUUUACUGUUUGGGGGUUGGAGCACGAAAAGGACUUUGAGCCCGUGUUGUUCGGAGAGUACGAGUACCAGGACAACGGAGCUUCCUUGCAGUACUUUGCCAUCCAGAACCUGGACAUUAAAAGGCCAUACGAGGUCGUCGAGCUGCGGAUCGAAACGAACCAUGGCCAGCCCACCUACACCUGCCUAUAUAGGUUUCGAGUGCACGGCAAACCGCCUGCCUCAUAACGUGUCCCCAUUCCCCCCAUCACUGUCAGGUGUACAUAGUAUGUGUGCCUUAUGAAGGAGAUGAGAAGUCAAUAACUAAGAUAAGGCUUUUAAACCUGUGCAGACUAUGUAAAAAGUAGGCUAUAGCUAUUAAGUAUUUUUGUACCAUAUCGUAGGUGGACUCAAGUGCUUGCAGCCCGUAAGGUUAUUUUGUAUAUACUUAUUUGAAUAAUCGGGCCCUGCCCAAUGUCCACGUUUUGUCCUACAUUAUUUAUUUAGGUUUAGUUUGCUUCUCUAUGAAAUCAUACACCAGUUCCUUUAAGUCACCUCUUAUAAUAUAAACAUAUAUUAUAGUUUUGCCAUUGAAAGCGUUUUGAACUAAAUAGUCAUAGCUCGUUUAAGCCGUAUGCUUGCUUUAUCCCUACAUUUUAAGCUACACUAAGGAUAUAUAUUGAAAUGGCCAGAAAUCUGAAUCUUACUUAAAUUAAUCCAUUUAAAACAGCCAAUUUACAUCUGAAUGAAUCGCCACUACCAAUCGAAUGCAACCCACACAUAUCUGCCACAACUAUUUUCAAGAUAUCCUCGUUUGUAUACGUACACUAUUGUUAAGAGUAAGCCCAAAAAUAGUUUAUAAUUCAUUUUUUGUUACUGCUUGUAAGUUUACUUAAUUGGUAUAGUUUGCAGUUAAGUCGUUUGUUCUUUAAGGUCCACCAAAAUCAUGAAAUAAAUGCG
Molecule: messenger RNA, 3820 nt
Organism: Drosophila bipectinata
Lineage: Eukaryota; Metazoa; Arthropoda; Insecta; Diptera; Drosophilidae
Gene: koi
Product: klaroid
Cellular component (GO): meiotic nuclear membrane microtubule tethering complex; nuclear envelope
Molecular function (GO): protein-membrane adaptor activity
Source: RefSeq, a predicted model, not a curated record